AUGCCCGGCCAAGUAAAAAUCGAAGCUAAUCAGCUACGCCGUAAGGGUGGUCGUCACCGUCUCUACACGGAAGAAGAACGACGAGACCGCAACAGACUUGCACAAGCAGCAUUCCGUCGCAAACGGUCACAACAUCUCCGUGAUCUUGAGGACACUGUUCGGGAGCUCCGAGCCGUGAAUCGCCGCUUGCUGGGAGCGGGCUUGAUGGUCAAGAACUGGUUUUUGAGCCAAGAGAACGAUGACGAUGAAUCCGAUCUUAGCGAAGAAGUAAAGGAAGCGUUGGACGAGUUCCAAGAGUGUGAUAUUGUAGAGAAUGAACUGGAUGAUGAAAUCAGCCUGAUCGAGAACAGUACAGCGAUCCUUCCAUCAAUAUCGCAAAAUCAACGUCGGCAUUCUCUGCCUGCUUCAAUAUUUGCAUCCCCGGGUUUCGGGACAAUGGCUGAAUCCAAGGAAUAUCACCUUGAUGCUGAACUGGGAGCAGGUUUCCUAGGCAGGCCAUUUUGUGACGAGUACGUUUGCAUCUCGGCUGACGUUCCCACCCCGCCACUCGAUAUUCCCACUCCAUGUGAUUGCGGAGGAGAUUGCGACGUAGCGUCUAAUCUUUUUCCGACACCCGCGCCAACACCCACUGAAAUAUCGCCGCCAUUCAGUCCUGACCAGCAAUGGGUGGACUGGUCUGGAUGGCCGCUCGAGCCUACCGCCAACACUCCACCAGCUGUAGGAACGAUUCUCGACAUGUUCACACCGGAAGGUACACCACUUUCACCAGCUGGAGUUGAGAGACGAUGCUCGUGGGCUCCUGAAAAGGCAUGUACGGGCUUGUCAAAUGUAGACCGUUGA
Spizellomyces punctatus DAOM BR117 is the source of this 840-nucleotide messenger RNA. RefSeq lists its product as uncharacterized. The transcript has 2 exons. Lineage: Eukaryota; Fungi; Chytridiomycota; Chytridiomycetes; Spizellomycetales; Spizellomycetaceae. Gene Ontology annotation, biological process: regulation of DNA-templated transcription. Gene Ontology annotation, molecular function: DNA-binding transcription factor activity. Bases 1 to 840 code for a protein of 279 amino acids. The record is from RefSeq and is a predicted model, not a curated record.